AUGAUUGCAGUGAAAGAGGAGAGUCAAGAUGAAGUGGACGAGAAACAUCAGAUUGUAAAAAUAAACCAUAAUGUUUCACAGAAAGAAACUCUGAAAACAGAAGACAUAAAGUGUGAAAAUAGUUUCAGUGAAGAUGAACGCCCUGAAGAUCACAAGAAGACUCACAGUGAAGAGAAACCUUUCACAUGUCAACAGUGUGGAAAGAGUUUCAGAAGAAAAGAUAACCUUAAAACACACAUGAGGAAUCACAGUGAGGAGAAACCUUUCACAUGUCAACAGUGUGGAAAGAAUUUCAGAAGAAAAGAGAACCUUAACAUACAUGCAAGGAUUCAUACUGGAGAGAAACCAUUCACAUGCCAACAGUGUGGAAAGAGUUUCACCUUUAAAUCGAACCUUAACCGCCACAUGAAAGCUCAUAGUGAGGAAAAGCCACACGCAUGCCAUCACUGUGACAAGAGUUUUUCAGAUACAAGUAAUCUUAAGAUACACAUGAGGACUCACACUGGAGAGAAACCAUACACUUGUCAUCUGUGUGGAAAGAGUUUCAGAGUUGAAAGUAUCCUUAAGAUUCAUGCAAGAAUUCACACUGGAGAGAAACCGUUCACAUGCCAUGAGUGUGGAAAAUGUUUCAGAAGUAAGAAUUGCCUUACAGCACACAUGACAAUUCACAAAGGAGAAAAACCUCAUGCAUGUCUUCAGUGUGGAAAGUGUUUCAGUGUGGAGCGUCAACUUAAGAGACACAUGAUAAAUCACAGUGAAAAGAAACCUCACGCAUGUCUUCAGUGUGAAAAGAGUUACAUAAAUAAACGUGGACUUGAGACUCACAUGAGAAGUCACACUGGAGAGAAACCUUACAUAUGUCUUCAGUGUGGAAAGAGUUACACAAUGGAAGUUAAUCUUAAGACACACAUGACAGUUCACACUGGAGAGAGACCGUUCACAUGUCUUCAGUGUGAAAAGAGUUUCAUCGAUAAACGUGGACUUAAAACUCACAUGAUCACUCACACUAAAGAGAAACCUUUCACAUGCCAUGAGUGUAAAAAGAGUUUCAAAACAAAAGCCAACCUUAAAAAACACGCAAGAUUUCACACUCAAUAGAAACCAUUCAUGUGUAAACAGUGUGGAUAUGGCAACAAAGUUUAUAAAUCAGCUGAGGUCUUAUUAAUAAAACUGUGCGUAGGAUCCUUACUUAAAGAGCCACACAGAUCCAAAAUCAAAACUGACCUGUAUUGCAGUGUUUCAUGUAGCUGUCCAUCAAUGUAAACAAUGUGCAAAGUAGUUGAACCAAAAAAAGUGCACGAUUAAUAAAGUUAUUGGCAUCUAAAGUAGGGAGUCGACUCUGAAUCUCUGAAACGAGUCGUCAUAUGGAAUGAAUCUCCUGACUGACUUUAUCCACAUAAUACGUAAUAACGUAAUGGUUCAGUACCCACUUUAUUUUAAACAACAUGGGUCUCCUAACCAUAACCUCUAAGUAUGAUUAUAGCUAAUGAUGAAUAAUGUGUAUUGAUGUUUAAACACUUAAUAUACUGUCAGAGAGUCAUGUUAGCAAGCGGCUAACACAUGCUGCACGUUUUGCUAUAACCCGGUUAGCUUACAUUAAUGCUUUAAUGAGUGUAAAAACGUGUCGUCGUUUUUUUUUUGCUUGGAAGAACGAUGGAUGAUGUGUAUUGAUGUUGAUAAUGUCUUCUCAGUAAAUCAUGUUAGCACGAGGUCAAUACAUGUUGCACUAUUCUGUGCCACUGAUCUGUGUGAAGACUGUGUCAGUUGACCAAUCAGAGCAGAGUAGGCUACUGAAAGGUGGGGUUUAGGCUAGGGCUGGGUCAGAAUAUUUGAUUUUUCAAAUUUUUGUUCGGUGGCAUUCGAUUUUUAAUUUUAAGAUUUGAAUGUCCUAUUUGUCUCAACAUUAUUAGCUGCAGAGACCACCAAGCAGGAAGUGCACUUUACUCUCCUGCUCUACAGGUGGUGGUGUGGCGCUGAUAACCUGGCUUGCAACUGCCACCAAACCCCACAAGAAGAAGAUCGUGCUCGUGUUGGCUAGAGGCUUGACCGCAUUAACGCUUAAUAAUUGUCAAAUACAUUACAUUCAAGAUGCCAGUAUCUCACCAGGAGUCACAAGGAUUACAUCUGCUUUUGAGUUCUCAAAGUUGCGGAUCUAUUGACUUGCAUUAAAUGACAGAGCACUGGGAUUUUUGCUGUGCUGCUUUAUUUUUCUACUGAUGAAAAAAGUCACCAACAUGUUGGAUAGCCUGAUGGUCAGUAAAUAAACUUGAUAU
This is a messenger RNA of Paramisgurnus dabryanus, 2273 nucleotides long. RefSeq lists its product as uncharacterized. Gene Ontology annotation, molecular function: DNA-binding transcription factor activity; RNA polymerase II cis-regulatory region sequence-specific DNA binding. The record is from RefSeq and is a predicted model, not a curated record. Gene Ontology annotation, biological process: regulation of transcription by RNA polymerase II. Lineage: Eukaryota; Metazoa; Chordata; Actinopteri; Cypriniformes; Cobitidae.